This is a messenger RNA of Seriola aureovittata, 2498 nucleotides long. Its product is annotated as E3 ubiquitin-protein ligase TRIM39-like. Bases 561 to 2195 code for a protein of 544 amino acids. The record is from RefSeq and is a predicted model, not a curated record. Lineage: Eukaryota; Metazoa; Chordata; Actinopteri; Carangiformes; Carangidae. Gene Ontology annotation, molecular function: protein binding; zinc ion binding. The transcript has a single exon.
UGGACCACACUUGGAGGGGAGGGGUGUGGGCCACGGAAGAACUCAUUAAAUUUCGGAGCAGAUUCCAUUAAAGUGGUGGAUCCAGGAUUUACUUUCAUUUUCCUUAACAUUGGGACACAGGGUAUUUUUCAACACUUUGGUCAAUAUUUCGCCUUGGCGGGGGAAUGUGCUCUAUACUGACUAACGACAAAGUUUCAGUGUUUAUCAUUACAAUGAAACUGGUAUAUCAAAGUGAAAGGAAGAAUAUUUCCAAGAAAUGGUAUGACAGAGGUAAACCUCUUGUAGAACCUGUCAUACAGGAAGCCACAUUCUUCAUCUAAUACUGGGAGGAGAAAUAUAUUAAAGAGAGGAUACGAUUCAUCUCAGGACAAAACUCGCUUCGACUGACAGACGACAGCUACAAGACAGAAUACUGAAAUACUGAAGACCAACACGUCCAGCUGCUAUUGAUCUACGAACAGACCAUAUAACUCCAAGAGACAUUUCCAACAGAGGUAGGAAACCACUCAGGACUUUCUUCCAGUUUGACUGCUGUGUUUUCAUCUUCACUCUGAGAGACAAUGUCUGCCCAGUCAGAGGACGAUCUCUCCUGUCCAGUCUGCCAGGAUAUUUUCAAAAAUCCUGUUAUCCUGUCGUGCAGCCACAGCUUUUGUAAAGACUGUCUGCAGAGCUGGUGGAGAGAGAAACCUUUGCAAGAGUGUCCAGUUUGUAAGAGGAGAUCAUCAAAGAGUGAUCCACCUCGUAACUUGGCUUUAAAGAACCUGUGUGAGACUUUCUUACUGCAGAGAGAUCAGAGAGCUUCAGCAGGGUCUGAGUCUCUCUGCAGUCUGCACUCUGAGAAACUCAAACUCUUCUGUCUGGACCAUCAGCAGCCAGUUUGUGUCGUCUGUCUGCAUUCAAAAGCACACAGUAAUCACCAAUUCUGUCCCAUCGAUGAAGCUGCACAGGAACGCAAAAAGGAGCUCCAGGAAUCACUGAGCCCUUUACAAGAGAAACUGGAGCUGUUUGAACAAGUUAAAGGAAACUAUGAUCAAACAGCAGAACACAUUAAGGUCCAGGCCCAACACACAGAGAGGCAGAUUAAGGAGCAGAUUAAGAAGCUUCACCAGUUUCUAGAGGAGGAAGAGGAGGCCAGGAUCACUGCUCUGAGGGAGGAAGAGGAGCAGAAGAGUCAGAUGAUGAAGGAGAAGAUGGAGGCUCUGAGCAGAGAGAUAGCAGCUCUGUCACACACAGUCAGAGCCACAGAGGACGAGCUGAGAGCUGAAGACGUCUCAUUCCUGCAGAACUACAAGGUUACAGUGGAAAGAGUCCAGCAGCGCCUCCUGCUGGAUGAUCCACAGCUGGACUCAGGAGCUCUGAUAGAUGUGGCUGAACACCUGGGCAACCUGACCUACAACAUCUGGAACAAGAUGAAGGAGAUGGUCUCCUGCGCUCCUGUGGUUCUGGAUCCAAACACUGCUCAUCCAGAACUCAUCCUGUCUGAGGAUCUGACCAGUGUGAGAUGUGGAGAGAGACAGCAGCUUCCUGACAAUCCAGAGAGGUUUGAUAACUUCACUUCCAUCCUGGGCUCUGAGGGUUUUGACUCAGGGACUCACAGCUGGGACGUUGAUGUUGGAGACAAUAAAUUCUGGUUUUUGGGAGUGGCUACAGAGUCUGUGACGAGGAAAGGAAAAAUACAGUCUGGAAUAUGGAGAAUAGGGUUGUCUAAUGGUAAAUAUAAAGCCUUCCCCCCAUCAGGCCGAUCAGUUAUUCUGUCAGUGACGGAGACGAUUCAGAAGAUCAGAGUUGAGCUUGACUGUGACAGAAGGAAACUGUCUUUCUCUGAUCUCGAUGCUGAUGAGCACAUUUACACCUUCAAACGCACUUGUGCAAAGAAGUUGUUUCCAUUCAUUGGCAAUAGAGAUGAAUUCCCCAUUCAGAUUUUACCAGAGGAGGAUGAGGAUGAUGACAGCGACAAUGACAGCAAUGAUGAUGAUGAUGGCGAUGAUGAUGGCGAUGAUGAUGGCGAUGAUGAUGAUGAUGGCGAUGAUGAUGAUGAUGGCGAUGAUGAUGGCGAUGAUGAUGAUGAUGAUGAUGAUGGCGAUGAGGAUGAGGAUGACGAUGACGAUCACGAUGACGAUGACGAUCACGAUCACGAUGACGACGAAUUGUUCCAAAUGUUUACACCUGAUUUCGUCCUAUCGGGUUAUAGAUGAAAAUAACAAUAAUUUAACUGAAUCUGACUCUAUCUAAUGUCAUUUCAGUGUAUCUGUAUCACAAUGAUUACUCUAGUAGCAGCAGUGAAAUAAACCAAGAGCAGGAAAAACACGUGAGAUGAACAUGAAACAACUCUGACGAUGAUCCUGUCUGUAAAAGUAGAAUCAUUUUAAUUCUGAUCUCAGUUAUUUUAUCUUAUUUUGUUUUUAAAUUUUUUGUGAUGCUGGUGAUUUAGAAACUGAAGUUGUCUCAGUUUUUAUUCUUGUUGUAAAUUGCUCUGAAUAAGAAAAUCUAAAUGUAAA